ACGAGUUAAGACGGUGCAAUUAGAAUGUAGAAUUGUAGAACAAUAGUAUUGUUAGCGAGUGUUAGUUCCAGUAUAUUGUCGAUUAUUCAGUCAUAAUCCUAAAAUAUUUAUUGCUAUAGUGGACCUGAAUAAACUUAGAUUAAUUUUCUCCAUCAUUUUUUACGUGUUUAAUUGAUAAUAUUGUUUUAUUUUGUGUGUUAACAUGGAUCCGGGUAUCCUUUGUUUCCACCAUUGUGAUCACAAAGUUUUUUGUACAAUUAUUCCUGAACAAUGCCCAGUUUGCAAACAAAAACUUGAUCGGUACGACUACAAGCUUUUACCGUUCCGAGUUCCUUAUCCGUUUGUAAAAGCAUCUCAACAUCCAAGGGCGAUAGUAAUGAAGCCUACUCAAGGUGAUUUUCUUAAUGACUAUUACAACUCGCAAGACUUGCACAUUGGGGUCACUAACUCUCAAGGGUGUGUCAUUGAGUUCAAUGAGGAGGGCAUUUGGGGUGUUGACCCUGUGACAAAGAAAUGGAGUAACUGUGACAACAGCGCGCACUGGGAUCAGUGUCUGAUGCUGGAACAAUUUGACGAAUUGUGGAAUGAAAUAUGGGACAGUGUGCUCUUAAAGAUAAGCUCCAGUCCUCUUUGGGAAGCACAUAGAUAUAAUGAAGAGAGACAUAAUUGUUUUACAUUUGUGCUGGCAUUCUUAAGAGCUCUGGAAUGUGGUGAACUUUCAGAAAAGGCUCAAGAUCCGAAACUUUUCUGUAAACAGUAUGUUGUUCCAAGAACUUCAGCUGCGGGGAAAUAUAUCUCCCUGUACAGGCAACUUAAGCGACAAAGUUACUUCAUACAAAGCCAAUGAUAACUUCAGAACUUAUAAUUUAUUAUAUAUUUAUUUUAUUCAGGUGUGUCUGUGAUGUUAAUGUUAAAAAAUCGAAUUGAAAUGCAUUUAUUUCCAACCAAAUGAUUUCUAAGUUUAGUUUGGAUUAUAAUGUAAUGUUAAAUGGCUUUUUAUGUUUAUUUCCUUGCCAAAAUAUAUUUAUAAUUAGUAUUCAUAAAAGUCAGUAUUAUUUAUAUUUACUAAAUAGCACUUUUAUAUGCUGUCACUUAAAAAUAUUGCUCCAAUAAACUAAGUAAAAUAAUUUGCCAGAAAAAACACUGAAACAGUUACAGACGAAUUUUUUUUGUAAUUAUUAAAAAUGUAGAUUAAACAUACAUUCAAUAUUUUUAUGAUUUUUAAGACUAAGAUGGUUAAUUGAAACAUAUCCUAGCUAUCACCUUGCCAAUUCUAGAUGCUUGCACAAAAUUCAUAUAAUGCCAUUAGUAAUAUUCUUUGUGCAUGUUUUUAUCAGAAUUAAUAUAUUCGUAAUAUGACAUUGUUUAUAGCAAUAUCAGCACAUCUACUAUAGCUGCUAUCAUUGCAUCAUGAUGUUUGUCUUUUUAAGUAAAAUAUAUCGUUAUUCGUUCCAGUGCUCAUGUAUAUAUUCGGAAGUUUGGAUGGAUCUUAUUUUGUCUCGAUUUAUUUUAUUAACGGCUUGUCCCUCCAAAAUGUUAAUUGUCUGAUAAGAAUCUUACUUGUAAAAUUUGUGAUGGAAAUAUCAGAUUUUGUUAUUUGACAGUGAGAGAGAGAAUUUGAUUGAGAGGAGACCGUUUAAAUUUUCUUUGUCUUCCUAAUGUUCAUGAGCAGAUAUUAAUUCUUUGAAUAUUAGCUUGGUCCUUUGAUUCAAUGUUAGUUGGAAGUAAUGAGUCACAUUACACGGUAAUUGUAUCAAUUGAGCAAUUCCUUGUAAUGUUGCAGUUUAUACACACUGUAUUGCCGACGGACUUAAUUAUUAAAGUAUGAGUUAUCUGUCUUUUUAACUUUGAAAAUAGACUUAAUGUCCAUUAAAGUAAGAUGAGUAAAGCUUAAAAAGAAUAAAUGUAUAUCUUUCAUAACACUAAGAGCCCAAUUAAUAAUAAUUAAUAAUUCUGAUAAAAACAUAGCAUGAAAACCAUAAUUAAUAAUUUCUGUCUUCUAUCACUAUCUUUUUUGACUAUAAAAGGAAUUGUAUGAUGUAGGAAUAACAUGUUUUUUCUAUACAUUUACAUAGCAUAUGUUGCAGACCAAUAAAAGACUAUUGUCAUCAGAUUCUUGCAAUAAACAAUUUACUGUUUAUAAUACGCCUAAUGAGAUUGUAAUCUGUCAUUUUAUAUGUCGGUCAUAAAUGCUCAUACUUAGGAAUAUAUCAAUUUUCGACUUCCAUAGAAACUAGGUUAUAUAUCUAAUUCAUAUAGUACUGCCAUGAUAGAUUAGGUUUUGUAAAAUUUACACUAAAAAUUAGUAAAUAUUGUCCACAGUUUUGUAAUACAUUUCAUACAAGAGUAUUACUAUUAUUGCAAUAUUUGUUUAUUUUAUAUAAAUUAAUGAUGCUUGCCGAAUUAUUUAGGUUUAUAAAACAAUAGCAUUUUAUUACCAAAUGUCUACUGAUGAAUAUCAUACAAGAUUUUUUUUAUAUAGAAACUUUUUUCUAUCAGAAUGUGUGGAGAAACUUUGUAUAUGACGAUUUUACGCCAAUGUAAACCCAAGCAAAUCUCCGAAGUCAUUCCGUCUCUGGUUAUUUCCAAAAUUACCAAGAUUAUAUCUAUGUACUUUACAUGUGAAAUUUAUCUUUAUUUUAAUUAGUCAAUUAAUUUAACAAAUUGGUUAAUAUAUGUAAUUAUUUAAUUCAUAAGAUAUUUGUAUGCAACAGCUUAAAUAGAUUUAAUAUUUUGGUUUAGUUUCUCGAGGCUCAAACAAACAAUAGUUUUUUUCGCAAUACUUAAUUAAAGUAAAUAAAUUCUUUUAAGUAGUCGCAAGUCGGUUCCUAAACUAUCCAUCAAUUUUGGAGCAGUUUUUGUAAGAGGAUCUUCGAAACAAAUUUACUAGGUGCUACAUUGAAAAUAAAAAUAAUUAAAUUGAAA
Papilio polytes (common Mormon) is the source of this 2925-nucleotide messenger RNA. RefSeq names its product MKRN2 opposite strand protein. NCBI's taxonomy places the organism in Eukaryota, Metazoa, Arthropoda, Insecta, Lepidoptera, Papilionidae. The record is from RefSeq and is a predicted model, not a curated record. The transcript has 4 exons. The coding region runs from base 203 to 847 and encodes 214 amino acids.